This is a messenger RNA of Aricia agestis (brown argus), 2047 nucleotides long. RefSeq names its product probable cytosolic Fe-S cluster assembly factor GL21135. Gene Ontology annotation, cellular component: cytosolic [4Fe-4S] assembly targeting complex. Gene Ontology annotation, biological process: iron-sulfur cluster assembly. Lineage: Eukaryota; Metazoa; Arthropoda; Insecta; Lepidoptera; Lycaenidae. Gene Ontology annotation, molecular function: 4 iron, 4 sulfur cluster binding. The transcript is spliced from 8 exons. The coding region runs from base 128 to 1558 and encodes 476 amino acids. The record is from RefSeq and is a predicted model, not a curated record.
AUAAACUAGUAAUCUGUGUCAGCUGCUAGGAACUGCGUUCCAACUUCCAACUGCUAUCUGUGCAAAUAUUAUAGGAUUUAAACCAAUAAUUAGCAAUAUCUAUGUUAUAAUAAGAAAAGAUUACAGAAUGGCUUCGAGAUUUAGUGGUGCUUUACAGUUAACGGACCUUGACGACUUCAUAACUCCCUCGCAGGAAUGUAUAAAACCAGUGAAAAUUGAGAAGAGCAAAACUAAGACAGGUGCAAAAAUUAAAAUUGGCGAAGAUGGAUACUUUGAUAUAUCUAGUGGAAAGGAGCAGAAACUCAAGAAGGUAGAAAUAACACUGGCAGACUGCCUAGCUUGCAGUGGUUGCAUUACCUCUGCUGAGAGUGUUCUAGUUACUAAACAGAGCCAAGAAGAACUAUUAAGGGUAUUCUUAGAAAGGAAGUACACAACUAAGAAGGGUGAGAUACAGGACAUAAGUCUGAUAGUUGUGUCUCUCUCCCCACAACCCACUCUGUCUCUGGCAGACCGGUAUAAACUUACCACAGAAGAGGCUACUAACAAGUUAGCAGGCUAUUUCAAGAAGCUCGGUGCAGAUUUGGUUGUGGAUAUGACUGUUGCCGAGGACCUGUCACUAAUGGAGGCCCAGCAGGAGUUUCUGCAGCGUUACCGAGAGCAGCAAGCAAAUGCACCGGGAGAACAUCUGCCAAUGCUGGCCAGCUCCUGCCCAGGCUGGGUGUGCUACGCCGAGAAGACGCACGGCAACUUCAUCCUACCGUACAUAUCCACCACGAAGUCCCCGCAGCAGAUCCAGGGUUCCCUAGUGAAGACCCACCUUUCUCCCACUCGCCAGCUGGACCCGGCCUCUGUAUACCACGUGACCCUCAUGCCCUGCUACGACAAGAAGCUGGAGGCCUCUAGGGAAGACUUCUACAGCGAGAUACUCAACUGCCAGGAUGUGGACUGUGUCAUCACCGCAAUCGAGCUGGAACAGAUGCUGGACAACAGUGGGCUAUCUCUAGCUGACUGCACCUCAGCGGCUCUGGACGCGGCGUGGGGCGGCGCGGCGGGACUGCACGGCCGGCCCGGCUCGGGCUCCGGUGGCUGGGCUGACCACGUGUUCGCGCAUGCUGCAGAACAGCUCUUCGGCGAGAGCGACGCUCCACUCGUGUAUAAGAACCUCAGGAACCCGGACUUCCGCGAAGUGACGCUGGAGCGGGACGGGGCGGUGCUGCUACGGUUCGCAAUCGCCAACGGGUUCCGCAACAUACAGAACCUCGUGCAGAAGCUCAAGCGCCGCGCCUCGCCCUACCACUACGUUGAAGUCAUGGCCUGCCCCGGAGGUUGCCUGAACGGCGGCGCGCAGGUGCGGGCGGGGGCGGGGGAGAGCGGGCGCGAGCUGGUGUCGCGGCUGGAGGAGCGGUACCGCGCGUUGCCGCCCGCGACGUCGCCCGCUGCCGUUGCGGUCGUGCGGGACUGGCUGCACGGCGCCGGCUCGGACAAGGCGCGCGCGCUGCUGCACACCACGUACCGCGCGCUGCCGCCAGCCGACACCGCGCUUAAUCUCAAGUGGUAGUCAGGUGCUAGAUUCAUUACUAAAUAGGGACGAUAAUGAGACAGGCUUUAGCCGGCCCUUGACUAGCAAUUUUAUUGUGAAUAUCACCUAUUGCGUAAUAUUAUUGGCCGGCUUAUAAUAGUGCGUAGACUUUAUGCAGAUGGAACAAAACAAAGUGAUAAUACUUUGAAAGUGUGUAGAAGUGUUGAAAGAUAAACUUUUAAAAAUAAUUCAAAUUCUUGGCGUUGGGGCAUUUCUAAUAGAAACAUAGAAGUCAAAAGUAACUUUUUCAACAAAAGACACCAUCACUUUGUUUUGUAAUGCCCUGUAUACUCUAUAAGUUGUCUUGUCAAUCCACCUAUACGGGAUUUACCUCCUCGUAAACAAAGUUAGUUGUGGAAACUGUUUCUGUUACCGAAUGUCGUUUUCCGGCUUAAACGCGGGCAGGCCCCCAGGCUUCUAUAACACUGUGAAUGACUAUUGUAAAUAUUAAUAUAUUCUACGAAAAAA